Messenger RNA from Penicillium angulare, 1617 nucleotides. RefSeq names its product FAD-binding oxidoreductase. The coding region runs from base 1 to 1617 and encodes 538 amino acids. The record is from RefSeq and is a predicted model, not a curated record. Lineage: Eukaryota; Fungi; Ascomycota; Eurotiomycetes; Eurotiales; Aspergillaceae. The transcript is spliced from 2 exons. Gene Ontology annotation, molecular function: FAD binding.
AUGGCUCAUAUUCUUGAAAGUUCAACUGACUCGAUGUUGAAAGAAAGCGUAAGCAUAAAACAUCUUCUUUCUUCUAGCGCUACUACAAUCUCACCUAUAUGGCAGUGUCAAGCUCUCCUUGAGAAACUAGGCAGUGAUCUUGUUCUUCUUCCAGACUCUACCCAGUAUCAAGCGUCAAAUAAAGCUUAUUUCGCAAAUCAACAAUCGGAGCUGCAUCCAUACUGCAUCGUGACACCCCGCACCGCCCAAGAAGUCUCUACCAUCCUUACUACUGUUCUCCCCUUCUUCAGAACCUCGGAUACCGCACAACCAUUCAAAUACUGUCCCAUCGCCAUUCGAUCCGGAGGCCACUUCUACUUUGCCGGAACAUCGAACGUAGAUAAUGGGAUUACCAUCGACCUACGCGCUCUUAACAAUAUCGAGCUUCGUUCAGAUCAAAAUGUUGUCUCGAUCGGCCCUGGCGCUAAAUGGGGAGACGUUUAUUCCAUCCUUGACCCCCUCCAUUUAAUCGUGGCAGGUGGUCGUGCCGCUCAAGUCGGAGUGGGGGGCCUAACUCUCGGCGGGGGUAUUUCUUACUUCUCCCCACGUUAUGGUUGGACAUGUGACUCUAUUGUCAGGGCUGAGAUUGUUAUUGCUGAUGGAUCCGUUAUUACUGUUGAUGAAGAUCAUCGAGAGGAUAUUUUGAUUGCGUUGCGUGGUGGAGGGUCUAAUUUUGGGAUUGUGACGAGCUUUGAUAUGAGAGUAUAUAGUCAGGGCUUGGUUUUUGGGGGUAUGGUCUAUCAUCCGAUCGAGACGAUUGACGAGCAACUUAAGGCUGUUUCUGAGAUCAGCUCAGAGACCUUUGAAGAUGGUUUUGCGAGGGGCUAUGAUGUUAAUGCGUCGCUGAUUACUAGCUUUGGGUAUGCUGGUAAGAGGGGCAGUGCUGUGGUGAAUAGUAUGGUGUAUACUGAUACUUCGUCGACGAAGGAGGGAGAAGAGUUCAGUAUCCCGGAGGUCUAUAAGUCUAUUCUUGAGCUUCCGCAGCGGUCUAGUACAUUGAGAGUGGCCCCGUUGCGUGAGAUUACUAUUGAGCAGGGAUCAUUCUCCCCAGAUGGUAGGAGACAAUUGAGCGUUGUUACUACGCAUGACACUACGGUCGCGAUGCUGCAAGCAACAUAUAACCGCUGGCACAAUAGUCUGGGCUCCAUCCGUGAUAUACCCGGCAUUGUCUGGUCAAUCUCGUUACAACCUCUACCGGCAGCUAUAUACCAGGGAAGAAAGAACGCUAUGGGUCUGGCGGAGACAAACAAGUCGCUCAUUAUCACUCUUCUGUCUGCCUCGUGGGAUAAUACUCAAGAUGAUGAGAAGGUCGAAGAAGCUGCCAGAGCCCUUUCUGUAGGGAUUGACGAUGAUGCCCGUCAGCUUGACGCGUACCACCCCUAUGUAUAUCCCAAUUAUGCGGCAGAAUGGCAGGAUCCGAUCGCAAGUUAUGGCGCAGAAGCUGUGGAGAAACUACGGCGAGUAAGUCGGGAGGUGGAUCCUGAGGGCGUGUUUCGGAAAAUAGUCCCUCGUGGGUUCAAAAUACCUUCCAAAUUCCUAGACACUGAUGGCGAGGCAGGAGAAUUAUUAAGAUGCUGA